UUUUGAAAUAACAUUUUAUGACAAAACAACAAACAACCAGUAUGAAAUACUGUUAUUACUCUCAAUUUAAAAUACCAACUGUUUGUUUUAUUUAACUUGGGAGAGAGACGAAGAACAACUCGGCAACAAUUUAUACGAAUAUCUACAUACCCUUGCGACAACCACCCGCAAGAACUUCAAGAAUUAGACUGAUCAAAUAGAAAUCAACCUUCAAUUGGAAUAUAAACUAUUUUUUAACAUUUUGUAAUGUUUUACAACACAAUGGAACUGCAUCAACGACAUCUAUCAAAUUUUUACAAAUUAUAUACGAAAUAAGUUUGGGGAAAUUGACGACAAAAAGUCUUGACUGAGAAUUAUUGCAAGAACGUUAUCUUAGAAUAAAUUACUUUGCACCUGCAAUUGAGAGACGAAUAUGCCAAGCAUGUCCAGCAUCAAGUCGGAACAGUGUACGAGUACUCCGAAUUCCAGUGGAAGCUAUCAACUACCUGUUAACAUGUCCCUAGGAGCAACAACAUCUGCAGCAACCGUAUCGCCAUCCACGAGGCAUAAUGUUUCGGUGACAAAUAUUAAAUGUGAGGUGGACGAAUUGUCCACGACAAAUGGCAAUUCAUUGCCUAUUAUAGCCAACUAUAACCAUGGAAGUCUGCGAAUACCAUUAUGUGGAGGUGUGGAUAAGGCAAACAACGGCGAGGCGGAAUCCGAUUCAGAGGCGGAGUUGACAAACAUUGAGAAUCUAAAGGUGCGGCGACGUGUGGUAGGCGGCGGAGCAAUGUCGUCGUCAGAUAAGAAUGGCCCACGACCAAUGUCCUGGGAGGGCGAGUUGAGUGAGACGGAGACCAAUCAAACAGAGGAAGAGGUGAUGGAAACGGAGACGGGUGGACAGAAUGGAUCGUCUACGGUGAUAAAGAGUGAAGCUAGCAGUCUGACGGAAACCUUGGCUACCGUGUGCCCCAUUAAAACCGAGCUGGAGCAUAUUGCCGGAGAACUGAAACCUCAUUCCAGUAAAUUAACUCCAGGCUAUCCACUGUGCAAACUGAAAUUGGCCCCCACACAGAGUGAUCCGAUUAAUCUUAAGUAUGAACCAAGUCUGGGUGGAGACAAUUCUCCACUGUUACAUUCGCGUAACAAGUCCAACAGCGGAGGACAUUUACCGUUGCCCGCCAAUCCCAGUCCGGAUUCAGCCAUACAUUCCGUCUACACGCAUAGCUCCCCCUCCCAAUCGCCCCUAACAUCUCGGCACGCCCCCUAUACGCCCUCAUUAAGCCGAAACAACAGUGAUGCGUCGCACAGCAGCUGUUACAGCUACAGCUCAGAGUUCAGUCCCACCCAUUCACCUAUCCAAGGACGACACAAUCCACCGAGUGGCGGCUCCAUAUUUACAGGCGGAGGCGCAGGUCCCCCCCAGUAUGCCCAGCUGUAUCGGCCACUCAACGUCGAAGCAGAGGCUCAAAAUCUAUCAAUGGAUGCCAAUAGCAGCAGCGUCGAUCCCACAGGCUCCUCCAACUCGACUCUGCCGGCCUCACCGGCUGGGAUCUCGCGCCAACAGUUGAUAAACUCGCCGUGCCCCAUUUGUGGCGACAAGAUCAGUGGCUUUCAUUAUGGAAUAUUCUCGUGUGAGUCCUGUAAGGGCUUCUUCAAACGCACUGUGCAAAAUCGUAAGAACUAUGUCUGUGUUCGCGGUGGACCCUGCCAAGUAAGCAUCUCCACACGUAAAAAGUGUCCGGCCUGCCGCUUUGACAAAUGCUUACAGAAGGGCAUGAAACUGGAGGCGAUUCGGGAGGAUCGCACACGGGGCGGUCGCUCCACUUACCAAUGCUCCUAUACGCUGCCCAAUUCUAUGUUAAGUCCGAUUCUCAGUCCAGAUCAGGCGGCGGCUGCGGCGGCAGCAGCAGUAGCCAAUCAACAACAGCAGCGGCUCCAACAUCAAAUGAAUGGAUUUGGCAAUGGAUCAACAUCCCUUCCAGCUAGCCCGAGUCUCGGUGUCACCCCCAACCCCACCUGCAUCAAAACGGAGCAAACGGAUACCUUGUCGACCAAUCAAUCUCCGCGGACAGCAAGCAUUCCGGCGCUAUUGCAGGAAAUCAUGGAUGUUGAACAUCUGUGGCAGUAUACUGAUGCCGAACUGGCUCGAAUUAAUCAGCCGUUGUCAAGUUCCUGGUCUGGAUCUUCAUCUACGUCGGGGGGCUCUUCAAAUGGAACUGGUGGACCAACGUCAAACACUGCCAACAAUGCCCAACAAAUGACCAAUCCACUGCUGGCCAGUGCUGGUCUCUCAUCAAAUGGCGAGAAUGCCAAUCCCGAUCUUAUUGCUCAUCUGUGUAAUGUGGCCGAUCACCGACUAUACAAGAUUGUCAAGUGGUGCAAGAGUUUGCCUCUGUUUAAGAAUAUUUCGAUUGAUGAUCAAAUCUGCCUACUCAUCAAUUCAUGGUGCGAGCUGUUGCUGUUCUCCUGCUGUUUUAGAUCGAUUGAUACGCCCGGCGAGAUAAAGAUGUCGCAAGGUAGAAAAAUUACACUGGCACAGGCAAAGUCCAAUGGUCUCCAAGCCUGUAUAGAACGGAUGCUUAAUUUGACCGAUCACUUGCGGCGUUUACGCGUCGAUCGAUAUGAAUAUGUUGCCAUGAAGGUAAUCGUUUUACUGCAAUCUGAUACUUCAGAGCUACACGAGGCGGUGAAGGUUCGCGAAUGCCAGGAGAAGGCAUUGCAGAGCUUACAGGCUUACACACUCGCCCAUUAUCCAGACACACCGUCCAAAUUUGGGGAACUGUUGUUGCGUAUUCCCGACUUGCAAAGAACGUGUCAGUUGGGCAAGGAGAUGCUGACGAUCAAGACACGGGAUGGCGCUGAUUUCAAUUUGCUAAUGGAACUUUUGCGUGGAGAACAUUGACAAAUGUUCAGAACGACAGUUACGCACAACACACACACAAGUUUUAUAAUUAGUAUUAGUAUAUCUAUUUAGAUGUUAAGCGCUCGAUGUGUAAGCUCUAAAAUCAUGUGCCUAAAAAACCAAAUCCUCAGCAACAACAAUGCCCAAGCAAUUGCUGCUGACUUGCAAGCAAAUAAACCUACGCGCAAAAUUGCCAAAUUUUUAAUACAAAUAAAGAAACUACUUUUACAUAAAUAUAAUAUAUUAGGGCCAUUGUUGGUGCUGUUGAUUUGGUAAAAGUAUAUAGAGUUUUUGCUAUGUAUACAUAUAUACUGACUUUAUGUAUAAAGUAAACUAAAGCACACAUGGAAAAUGAAAAGACUAAGAAAUGUAAUAUUUAACAAAAUAGAAGAAACAUUGAUAGAAAUCAAA
This is a messenger RNA of Drosophila willistoni, 3295 nucleotides long. It is a transcript of the gene Hr39, whose product is annotated as nuclear hormone receptor FTZ-F1 beta. Gene Ontology annotation, biological process: regulation of transcription by RNA polymerase II; hormone-mediated signaling pathway; tissue development. Gene Ontology annotation, molecular function: zinc ion binding; nuclear receptor activity; RNA polymerase II cis-regulatory region sequence-specific DNA binding. Gene Ontology annotation, cellular component: RNA polymerase II transcription regulator complex. The transcript has 7 exons. Bases 413 to 2884 code for a protein of 823 amino acids. The record is from RefSeq and is a predicted model, not a curated record. NCBI's taxonomy places the organism in Eukaryota, Metazoa, Arthropoda, Insecta, Diptera, Drosophilidae.